Effrenium voratum is the source of this 4281-nucleotide messenger RNA. The record is from the annotation of a GenBank genome assembly. Lineage: Eukaryota; Dinophyceae; Suessiales; Symbiodiniaceae.
AUGGAGAACAUCCCGCGGGAUGUGGUUCCAGCCGCCCGCGUGCUGGGCGCCAGCUGGUUCCAGGUGUUCUUCCGGGUCAUUCUGCCGCUCACCAAGGAAGGGCUGGUGAUCGGAGGCACACUUGUCUUUACCGGAGCGCUGACAGCCUAUAUCACCCCUGCCAUUCUCGGAGGAUCGAAAGUCCUGAUGUUGGAGACUUUGCUCUACCAGAAGGUCAACGUGUCGAAUGAUUUCGUAUCGGCAAGCGUCAUCGCCAUGAUCCUCAUUGUCAUGUGUUUUUCGGCCAAUCUGACCAUGUCCCGCCUUACAAUCUGGCUCAUCCUGGGCACAACGCUCACUUUCCUGAUCGGGCCUUUUCUGAUCGUCAUUUUCGCAGGAGCCUCUGCGGGGGAAACUCUGACCUUUCCUCCCCAGGGCCUGUCGCUCAAGUGGUACGCCAAGGUCUUCACGGUGGAGAGCUUCCGAGACAGCUUUGCAUUGUCGAUGUUCCUUGCGAUCUUCGGCACGCUGACGGCCCUGCUGAUCGGCAUCCCGGCCGCCUAUGCGCUCAAUCGCUACAACUUGCCCGGAGCCGAGGCCAUCCGGACGAUUGUUGCCGCACCCAUCAUCGUUCCGGGGAUUAUCGUGGGUCUCGCGCUCUUGCGCUAUUUCGUCGUGCCGCUUGAUGUGACAAUCACCAUGGCACUUUUCGUGACGCACACCGCGCUGGUCCUGCCCUAUGCGGUUCGUGUCGUCUCGUCGAGCCUCAACAACCUGCGUGCGGACAUGGAAGAAGCGGCUGUUAUUCUUGGCUGCACGCGCUUUCAGGCAUUUGUCAAAGUCGUUCUGCCGAAUAUUCGCGGCAGUAUCCUUGCAGCCUUUAUUCUGGGCUUCGUGACCAGCUUCAAUGAAGUGCCGGCCUCGCUCUUUCUGUCCGGGCCGGGGGUGCGCACCCUGCCGAUCGACAUGCUUUCCUACAUGGAAAUCACAUUCGAUCCUUCCGUAGCGGCUCUCUCGGCUCUAUUGGCCUUCAUGUCGGUUGCCAUCGUCUUCACGGUCGCGGUGCCGGAGCUGAACCUGGAUAUCCGAAAGGGUGAGCUGAUUGCGCUUCUCGGUCCUUCGGGAUGUGGCAAGACAACCACCAUGCGGGCCAUUGCAGGGCUCCUCGCUCCGACAAGCGGAAAAAUCAUGAUCGACGGUGCGGAUGUAACCCGGACACCAGCGAACAAGCGUGGAAUCGGCCUCGUUUUCCAGUCCUAUGCGCUAUUUCCUCAUCUCAGUGCCUUCGAGAAUGUUGCUUUCGGGUUGCGGCUCCAGAAGCAGCCCGACGCACAAGUCCGUGCCAAGACCGAAGCCGGCAUGGCGACUGUCGGCCUGACAGGCUUCGAAACGCGAAAGCCUUCUGAAAUGUCGGGUGGCCAGCAGCAGCGAUUGGCGCUGGCCCGGUCGCUCGUAAUGGAACCGAAAGUUCUGCUGCUCGAUGAGCCUCUGUCCAACCUGGACGCACGCCUGAGACUUGAGAUGCGUAACGAGUUGCAGCGGGUCCAGAAGGACACCGGGAUCACAAUGGUCUUUGUCACGCAUGAUCAAUCGGAGGCACUGGCAUUGGCCGAUCGUGUGGUGCUGAUGAAGGACGGCAAGAUAGAGCAACUGGGGACGCCUGCAGAACUCUAUGCCGAGCCCAGCACCGCGUUCGCGGCGAAUUUCAUGGGGUUUGAGAACAUCUUCCGCCUGGAGGGUGCGGACCUGGUCUCGGAUCACGGCCGGUUACCCUUCGGCACCGAAGCUGCGGUCCCGUUACUGGCCUGGCGGCCAGGUGAUCACCGGGAAUAUGUGAUCGACAGUCCGUUGGGUCAGAUUAAGGCGGACGCUUCCAUCGAUCUCCCUGAGGUUUGUGCCAAUGCCAUGGGAGCCAAAGAGGCCUAUGGCUUCGACUGGCCUGUCUGGCAAGGCGCUGAUCGGCCGCUGAAACGCCUGCCGGAGACCGCCGAACGCAUACUCGGCCCCACCGGAAUGCGGAGCCGGGGAGCCAGGUUGCCGGUUUCCAGAUCCGGUGCACCGCCCAAGGGCGCACCGGACGCGAUGCGGGAUUGGCUUCAGACUGCCAAUGACGCGAAAUGCCGGAUUUUGGCUCUCGGUCCACUCACGAAUAUCGCGCAGCUCGUGACGCAGUCACCCGAGGUGACAGACCGGAUCGAACGAUUGGUCUGGAUGGGGGCAAGUGCGGGCGCGGGAAACCAUACGCCCAUGGCCGAAUUCAACGCGGUGGCCGAUGCCGAAGCAUUGGAUUGUGUCCUUGCAUCCGGUCUUGCAGUCGACAUCGUCGACCUUACGUUUUGCCGAAAGGUGACUUUCGGACCGGAAGAUAUGCCCGAGACAGAUGAGUUGACCCGCGACCUGCUGGGAGGCUACCUCGAUAUCGCGCUGGAGCGUGCUCGCCCGGGCAUGGCGAUUUACGACCCUCUUGCGGCACUGGCUGUGGCGAAUCCGGACAGUAUCGGCUUUUCGUCCUGCAAGAUUGAGGUGUCGACGGAAACGGACGAAAGCUAUGGGGCCACCAAGGGCCAAGGUCCCUUCGACCUUCUGAUUGCGAACACGCGUUUGCUGGACAUGGUCACGGGCCGCGAACGUGACGCGGAUAUUGGCGUGACAGGAGGGCUCAUUGCCAGCGUGCAUUCUCCGGACAGGGCGCGUGAGGCGCAUGCCUUCUUGGAUGCGGUUGGCCGUUUCGCGGUCCCGGGUCUGAUAGACACGCACAUGCAUGUGGAAAGCUCCAUGGUGACCCCGGCUCAAUACGCGGCAGCCGUGGUUCCACGAGGCGUCACAACAGUGGUUUGGGAUCCGCACGAAUUCGCGAACGCCUGUGGUCUUGCAGGGGUCGACUACGCGGUUUCGGCAGGCAGGGACCUACCGCUUCGCUUUCUGACACUUGCGCCAACCUGUGUUCCCUCUGCUCCAGGUUUCGAGACGUGCGGUGGCGACUUCGGCCCGGAGGUGCUCUCGGAACUGUUGACCCGCGAAGAUAUCCACGGCGCUGCGGAGCUGAUGACAAUGCAGCCUCUGCUCAGUGGCAAUCCCAGGGUCAAGGGCAUCGUGAAUGCGGGACUGGCAAGCGGAAAGAGGGUCUGUGGACACGCACGCGGCCUUGAGGACGGCACCCUGGCAGCAUAUGCGGCGGCAGGCGUCGAGAGCGACCAUGAGCUGACAAGCGCGCAGGACCUGAUUGCGCGGCUGGAAGCGGGUAUGACGGUUGAACUUCGGGGCUCCCACGAACAUCUCUUGCCGGAAUUCACGGAGGCAAUUCUGGAGCUGGGUCAUCUUCCCCAGACACUCACUUUUUGCACCGACGACGUUUUUCCCGAUGACCUGGCCAAUCAUGGCGGGCUGGACCAUAUGGUCAGGCGCAUGAUCGGUCACGGGCUUCCGCCUUCAUGGGCUUACCGCGCGGCGACACUCAACGCAGCGACGCGUAUCCGGCGUUCAGAUCUGGGACUUGUCGCACCAGGAAAACGUGCCGAUAUCGCACUCCUCGACGACAUCGAGCGCGUGAAAGCCAGUCUGGUAGUCGCAGACGGUGUCCUGGUUUCCGAGGGCGGCAAGAUGGUCAGGCCUUGUCUCGCGGCUGCUCCUCCAGUCGCGCUCAGGAACUCAGUUGCGGUCCGUGAACUGCGGCCCGAUGAUUUUGAGGUUGCCGCCAAGGGAUCAACAGCUGAGAUCGCAACCCUCUCCAAACCAAGGUUUCCCGCUUGGGGUGCUCGAACGGUGGAUGUAAAGGCAGGGAUAUUGUCGCUUCCCGAUGACAUGAUCCGCAUGGCUAUCGCCAACCGGUACGGUCGAAACCUGCCCGUGCGUGUGGCAUUUCUGGAAAACUGGGGAACAUGGCGCGGCGCAUUCGCGACAACCGUUUCUCAUGACAGCCACAACCUCACCGUCUUCGGUUGCGAUCCGGUCGACAUGGCGCUGGCCGCAAACACGGUCCGCUCAUCGAAUGGCGGGUUGUGUGUCGUCUCCGACGGCAAGGUGCUUGGGCAUCUUGCCCUUCCCCUGGCAGGCCUUGUCAGUGAGGCGCCACUUUCAGAGACGGCCGAAAGCUUUGCCGCUUUGCGCCGGUCACUCGACACGUUGGUCGACUGGGAGCCACCCUACCUUGUUUUCAAGGCGCUCUUUGGAGCAUCUCUCGUUUGCAAUGCCGGUCCACGCCUGAGCGAUGUCGGCAUUGUUGAUGUCUUCAAUGAGCAGAUCCUUGAGACACCCGUUAUUCCGGCAAGAUCUACCCCGAUGCACGCACAAGAACGUCCCUGA